Adineta ricciae is the source of this 1245-nucleotide messenger RNA. Lineage: Eukaryota; Metazoa; Rotifera; Eurotatoria; Adinetida; Adinetidae. The record is from the annotation of a GenBank genome assembly.
AUGUUAAAUCAAGCAUUUAGUGAUGAUUCAGGUUCAUGGUGGUGGUGGAUCAAUGUCAUUGGAACACUUGUGUUUGGUUUAACUGGUUUAAUUGGUAAUUUCAUAUGUUUUUUCGUUGUUUGUCGUUUUCCAUUAUCUCAACAUUCGUUCGUUGAAUAUCUUCGUGCUUUAUCAUUUUUUGAUUUUUUUACUUUAUUCUAUGAAGUUCUUCAUUCAUCAAAUGAUUUAUCUGUGUAUUUAUUUUCCACAACUCUUUUAAAUUUUCGUUCUUCAAUUGUUUGUAAAUUUCAUGAUUAUAUCAAACAUUCGAUUAUUUUAUUAUCGUGUUGGACAAUUGUUAUUUUAACAUUCGAUCGUUAUAUUCUUGUUUGUACUCCCUAUUCGAAAAAAUGGCCAAAUUUAUCUCGUCGAUUGUGUAAUUCGACAUGUGCCAGACGUGUCCUUGCUUUUUUAAUUUGUCUUUCUCUAUUAAUUAACAUUCCACAUUUAAUGUAUAAAGAAUGGAAUUGUCGACCAAAUAACUACGAACACAGUGCGAUUUACAAGUCCAAAGGUACAUUCAAUCAAACAAAACGCAUUCUUGACAAACAAAUGUGUGUCUGUCGAAUUUCUCCGUCGUUAGAAAAUCAUAAAAAGGAUUUUUUUCUUCUUUGGCAUAAUUAUAUUUUUCAUUUAUUAUCUUAUACAAUUCUCCCAGCAAUUAUUUUAAUUGCGAGCAAUGCAGCUAUUUUAAAACGUCUUCAUACUCCAAGACAAAUUGUUAGUAAUCAAAAUGAACAUUUAAGAUCUCGUUUAACAGGCACUUUGACCUUAGUUUCUUUAAUAUUUUUAUCCUUAUACUUUCCUUAUGCGAUUGUUCAAACAAUAUCGACGAUACUCAUUCGUUAUUAUCCAAUUCAUUGUAAUAUUCGUUUGAUUUUAACAUUUCGUAUUUUAAGACGUUUAAGUGAAUUGUUGAAUAUCGGUGCGUUGGGAAUCAAUUUUUUUCUUUAUAUUUUGGGUGUGAGUCAUUAUCGUUCAUCAGCAAUACAAAUGUUGGGUUUACAUCAUUAUGAAAUGUUUUCCAAAUAUUUAACGAUCGAACAUCGAAAUCUGAAAAGUUUCAAUGAAACCAAACGAAAUACAAGUUUGAUUUUGAAAGAUUCACCGAAUAUAAAAUUGUUAAAAGUCAUUACAUUACCUGAACAAUGUUCAUCAUUAUCAUCGUCAAUUUAUAUUCCAAGAUUAUCGAAAGAUUUCCUAUGA